AUGUCGGAGCUCGCGGCCGUGAGCUCCCUACUACUGCGCAUCAUCCGCGAUGAGGCGCUACUUCUGGGAGGCGUACGCAAGGACGUGCAGUUCAUCUGGGAGGAGAUGGAGAGCAUGCAGGGCUUCCUGUCGCACCUGGAAAGGACGGUGCCUACCGGCGGCGAGUACAACGAGCAGAUCACCCCGUGGAAGAACCAGGUCCGACAGCUCGCAGAGGACUGCAACUACUGCAUCGACAUCUACAUGUCCCGCGGCAACCCCGAGAUUCAUCAUGCCAGGGGCGGCCUCCUAAGCUACAUCUGGUGGCUUCCCUGGUUCGUGCAAAAGAUGUCCGCUCAACAUCGUGCAGCCAUCCAGCUGCGGGAGCUCAAAGACCGGGCACGUGACAUUGGCGAGCGGAGAUUGAGGUACGCCGCUGAGAUCCCAGGAAAGAGGGCGGCAUUUCCAUCAUCAGGACAAGCAGCCACAACCUCUCUUGCUUCCAGAGACGAUGAAUACAGUAAUGAUCAGAUCGAGGUGGCAGUGACCAAUCGCUCCCAUCCAAGAGGGCCGUUUUUUGGGCCUCGUACACCGGAUGACAAUGUUAGGGUCAAGCUAGCUGACUGGAUAGAGAAUAUUUCACAACCCAACACUGCUGACAAGAAAUCAAUCCCGUCCCUUGUCAUUGUGGCAUCGGAUAAAGAAGAGACCUGUGCUAUUGCAGAUGAAGCUUCGGCUAUGUGGGAAAAUCAUUCUACGCGCCGCCGCAGUCUCCUGGUCGACAUCCCAGCAAUGCAUUUUAAUGAUAAUUUGCUACGAGCCAAAGACAUUAUCUAUUACAUCAUGCGGGUGCUGCAGUCCUCCAAAUCCGAGCCGCAGCAACAGGAAGUUCAGCUCGGCGGCAAGGUGGAGUUGGAUAUUAACAGAAUAAAAAGUGCCAUUCUGGCCGAUGAAGGGAAGAUGAUUGAUGAAAUCAACAAAAAUAUCGAAGCAAUGAAGGUUGAAAACAAGGUUUACGAAAUCAAGAAAAGAGUUGAAAACAUUAGGGGCGGCCAGCUACAGCUCCCCCUUGAUCAUCUGUAUCAAGAUCAGCAUGACCUGCUGGUAUCCACUAAUGAUAAACCCUUAAGCAUGCUCCUUCGAGUGUUGUGGCUUCCCAAGCUCAAGCCAUCUCCAGAAGGCGCAUCUAGAAGCCAGGAAAGGAAGCAAGCCGCACAUUCAUAUGACGAGAUCAUCAAAGAAACAGCCAAAGAGCUUAAAGAUCAUAUGGAAUCAGAUGCACAAGAAAACCUGAAGCCCAAAGAGCACAUGGAAGACGAAGCAUGCAAAAAGCCCAUUGGUCUGAAGGAAUUCCAUUAUGAACAAAUCCUCAGAGAGGUGUUCCCCUCUGACGCCCAUGUGACCAUUAGGAAGACCAUGCAAGCAUCGAAUCAAGCCACCGCCGUGACAACCACUAGUACUACUAUUGUAUUGGUCGAGGAGCAAUUCAAGGAGAUGAUGCGCCGGAUGCUACAGGAGCUGCAUGAAGAAAAAAUUGUGAAGAAACUUGAUUCAACUGCUAAGAUGGAGGACACACCACGCCGGGAUUGUAUCCUGGAGCCUCUUAUUAAAGAAACCAUGAAGAAGAUUGAAGAAAUCGAGAGUAAGAUGAAAGACCAGCUCCGGAUCAAAUGGAUCAUGGACAAAAUUAGUGAUUGUUUAGUGAUACCAUAUGACCAGAUCCUGGUUAUCCUCAAACUGGAUGAUGAUUGGGUAUCCGGUUGGGAGGAGACGAAAAAUGCACUCAGCAUGUUGGGUUGCAUAGCUGGUGCACUGGUGUUGACCAUCGAAAAGGAAAAAGCCAAAGAAUAUUGUUGUCAGCUGCAGGAGCCUAUAGACUAUUCUGUUGUUGGCCUCUACCGUGGUAUGGUACUUGAGCUUGCAAACCAACACAUGAAAGAAGAUAACAAACAAAUUCUACUUGACAUAUUGGACAAGUGUAAGCAACAUGAAUUAUGCAUGAAGAUCUUCGUUCAUGCUUUGUACACCGACACCAAGUGGAGAAACGAUGAACUAAGCAAGUUGCACAGAGCCCUGCAGCAAGUUCCAAAUGACUCAUUGGACAACAUUGCUAUGAAGAUGUUCAAGUUCGCUUAUAAUGAUCUUCCUAAGGUAUACAAGUCAUGCUUGAUGUACCUAGCAAUUUUCCCUCGACGACAACGCAUCAGGCGGUCAACCUUGGUUGCACGGUGGGUCGUAGAAGGGCUGAUAACUGAGGAAGACUGGGCCUCUUCUGUGCAUCAUGCCAAUCAAUGUUUUGAAGCGCUUGUCGACCGGUGUCUUGUUUAUCCCACUGAUAUUGGUGUUGCGGGAUGGGUAAAGAGUUGUGCAAUAGGUGAUCUUGUUCAUGACUUCAUUACGAAGAUUGCCAGAGAACAUGGCAUUUUAGAAACACGUGUGUCACAUCACUUGGCUCUCCGCUUCUCCAUUUUCAACCACCUAAAGCUCCGUGGAUCUGACAAGAUUGACAGAUUCUUCGAAAAGCUCUAUGAAGAAUCAUCUCGGGUAUCCCUGAUCAAGGUGCUAGACCUCGAAGGUUGUCAAUGCUUUGGUGGAAAGAACCGGCGCUACCUCAAGGACAUCUGCAGCAAGAUGUUACUUCUCAAGUAUCUGAGCCUAAGGGGAACAAAUGUGACCCAACUUCCCAGUGAAAUCAACAACCUCCGUGAGCUGGAAGUAUUGGAUAUCCGAGAGACAUAUGUGCCUACACAAGCAACAGCAAAUGUGCUACUCCUGAAGUUGAAGCGUUUGCUGGCUGGUCGCGUUGUUCUGAGUUCUGGGGCAAUUAGUACUGAAGUAUCUAGUGUUGUGAUUCCUGAAAAGGUCGAAAAAAUGGUAAACAUGGAGGUAUUGUACAAUGUCAAGGCACGGACUAGACAAGAUUUGAAAGAUAUUGGAAAGUUGUGGCAGCUGAGGAAGCUUGGUGUGGUUAUUGAAAACAAGGAUUCACACCUCAGAAAUUUUCUUCAAGCUAUCAGUGAUCUGCAUGAGUGCCUCAAGUCUUUGUCAAUCACUCUUCCCAGAACAGAGGACGAAAAAUACUUCACACCCUAUAUUCUUGAACACUAUGAAAACACUCCCAAGCUUCUUGAGAGCCUAAGCAUUACUGGAGCCACACGAACGGUGCAACUUCUUCAGUUGUUGACCAGAUAUAAUGACCAAUCGCAACUUGGCAAGGUAACUCUAUCUGGUACCCUGCUGGGACAGGUUGAUCUGAAGUUCCUUGCCAAGCUGCCCAAAUUAGUUUGUCUCAGGCUCCGUGAGAAGGCAUGCAUGGAUAGCAAGCUCACCUUCAGCAAGGAAGAAUUCAAAAAACUCAAGUGCUUUCUUGUUGAGGGCUCCAACAUGACUGACAUCUGGUUUGAAGGUGGGGCCCUUAAGCUGGAGAAGAUCACUUUAUGCUCAACUGAUGGCAUACAAUCUCUUUCUGGGGUCGAAGCCCUUCCAGAACUGAAGGAAGUAGAGUUGAAGAACGGCAAUAAGCUUUCAUUAUUUGAAAAGACCAAAAACAUAUCCAAGGUGACAUUUCUUUGUACCACUCUCACUGAAGAUGAGGUACAAAUUAUUGCCAAGAUGUCAAGCAUCCGCUGCCUAGUACUCAAGGAGAAUUUGUAUGCUGAAAACAAUCUUAGUUUCAAGAAAGACAACUUCCCAUGGCUCAAUCUUCUUAUCAUCGACUUUUCUGUCACCACCAAGAUCAGCUUCGAUGGUGGAUCUGCUCCUAAGCUCGAGAAAAUUGUCUGCUCCUUCACCACGAAGCUCCAGAAAAUCGACAGCUCCUUCACCAAGGAAACGGUGGGUACUCUCAACAUCUCCGGUAUUGACAACCUUCCAAAACUGAAGGAGCUCGAGUUCAAUGGUGAUUUUGUCCCCUGUGAGAUGGAUGAAGCAUUGAAGAAACACAAGAACAAACCCAAGCUUAUUCACAACAAACCAGAAAAACAAUACCAAGAAGCAGGAAACAUAGCAGAAAAGAAAGAUGCUCGAAGAUUCCCAUUAUUCUGGAAGAAAGAGGAUUGA
Molecule: messenger RNA, 4038 nt
Organism: Triticum aestivum (bread wheat)
Lineage: Eukaryota; Viridiplantae; Streptophyta; Magnoliopsida; Poales; Poaceae
Product: disease resistance protein Pik-2-like
Exons: 2
Coding region: 1-4038 (1345 amino acids)
Biological process (GO): defense response to other organism
Source: RefSeq, a predicted model, not a curated record